Molecule: messenger RNA, 1777 nt
Organism: Panicum hallii
Lineage: Eukaryota; Viridiplantae; Streptophyta; Magnoliopsida; Poales; Poaceae
Product: beta-glucosidase 38-like
Exons: 11
Coding region: 102-1595 (497 amino acids)
Biological process (GO): carbohydrate metabolic process
Molecular function (GO): beta-glucosidase activity
Source: RefSeq, a predicted model, not a curated record
CCGGGUCGCGCCCACCGCCCUCCGGCCUCCAUAUAUAGCCACGCGGAUCAGGCUCUCUUCCCCCACACCUCCGAGUCCCUCACCGGCCACUGUCCUCCGCCAUGGCGACCCUUGCGCCAUUGCUCCUCCAUGGGCUCCUCGCCCUCUCCCUGGCGCUCGUCGCGUACGGCAUCCCCGGCGACCACGGCAACCUCACCAGGCAGAGCUUCCCGCCCGGGUUCGUCUUCGGGACGGCGUCGUCGGCGUACCAGGUCGAGGGGAACACGCUCAAGUACGGCAGGGGCCCCUGCAUCUGGGACACCUUCCUCAAGUAUCCAGGUACUACUCCUGAUAACGCCACUGCCAAUGUGACAGUCGACGAGUACAAUCGCUACAUGGACGAUGUGGACAACAUGGUGCGGGUUGGCUUCGACGCGUACCGCUUCUCCAUCUCCUGGUCGCGCAUUUUCCCCAGUGGAAUUGGGAGGAUCAACAAGGAUGGUGUGGAUUAUUACCACAGGCUCAUCAACUACUUGCUCGCGAACCAUAUUACUCCCUAUGUUGUGCUCUACCACUACGACCUUCCUCAGGUGCUGCAAGACCAGUACAACGGCUGGCUGAGCCCCAGAAUUGUGGACGAUUUCACGAGGUUCGCAGAUUUUUGCUUUAAGACAUACGGUGAUCGCGUGAAGAACUGGUUCACCAUCAACGAGCCCAGGAUGAUGGCCUCCCACGGGUACGGCGACGGCUACUUCCCCCCUGCCAGGUGCACCGGCUGCCACUUCGGUGGGAACUCCGCCACCGAGCCGUACAUCGCCGGCCACCACCUCCUCCUGGCGCACGCCUCUGCUGUCAAGCUGUACCGGGAGAAGUACCAGGUCCCGCAGGGUGGAAAGAUCGGCAUCCUGCUCGACUUCGUCUGGUAUGAGCCACUCACAUCCUCCAUCGACGACGAAUACGCGGCGCACCGAGCAAGGAUGUUCACCCUUGGCUGGUUCCUGCACCCGAUCACCUACGGCCAUUACCCGGAGUCGAUGGAGAAGAUCGUGAUGGGGAGGCUGCCCAACUUCACCUUCGAGCAGUCCGCAAUGGUGAAAGGCUCGGCGGAUUACAUCGCCAUCAACCACUACACCACAUACUACGCCAGCAACUUCGUCAACGAGACGCAUACCAGCUACGCCAACGAUUGGCACGUCAAACUUUCAUAUGAGCGGAACGGUGUGCCUAUUGGGAAAAAGGGAUUCUCGGACUGGCUCUACGUGGUACCAUGGGGGCUCUACAAAGCCCUCCUUUGGACAAAGGAGAAGUUCAACAACCCUAUCAUGCUCAUCGGCGAAAACGGAAUCGAUCAAUCUGGAAGUGAUUCUUUGCCGUAUGCGCUGUACGACAACUUCAGGAUAGACUACUUCGAGAAGUACCUUCAUGAGCUCCAGUGCGCGAUACACGAUGGCGCAAAAGUCAUCGGGUACUUCGCUUGGUCACUGCUGGACAACUUUGAGUGGCGGCAAGGGUUCACCUCCAAGUUUGGAAUCGUGUACGUGGACCGAACCACGUUCAUGCGGUACCCCAAGGACUCUGCGCGCUGGUUCCGGAAGAUCAUAAAGAACGAAGAGUGAAGGAAGGAACUGAAUGGUAGCUAGCAUACUGUGCUUCUUCGCGUUCUGUGGGCAUCAGUUUUGGUUCUUACAAAUAAAAUGUGAUGUAGUUCAGACUUCAAAUAAAGAUAGUAGUUCUUUUCCUUUUGGUUUAGAAUUUCGUGUUUCGAGGAUGGUUGUUUACUGAGUUGUAACGGCGUUGG